CAGAGAGAGAGAGAGAGAGAGGAGGAGAGGCAGAAGAAGAAACAGUGCUCGCAGCACACACACACACACACCGUCACUCCUUUCCCCCUGACGCUCUUCUCCAGCGACUCUCCGGCUCUUGGAUGCCCCGCCGCCCGGCUCUGUGCCACCGUUAGCCGGCUUCAGCGCAGCCAUGUCCCGCAGAAAGCAGAGCAACCCGCGGCAGAUCAAGCGUCCCCUCGACGAUGGUUUGGAAGAGGAAGAGGAGGAAUGCGUGUCUGAGGGGAACGAGCUUGCGGCUAAAGAGGAGUUUUCAGCUGAGGAGAACUUCACGGCGGACUUUGAGACAGAGAACCUUGGCUGUGAGGACAUGGAGUACUUCUGCGCUAAAGGAGAAGAGACCAGCAACCGAGAGAUAGGAGAUACAGACAUAGAAGGACAAAAUGACAAGACCAGACCUCCUCCUCUGGAAACAGAAGAGUGGGACGGUCCAAGAGAACUUGACCUGCUGAACAAAGAUGGCGAGCGGCGAGUGCAGAGUCGUCAGCAGCUUCCCGUAGGGACCACAUGGGGGCCGUUUGAUGGCAAGAUCGAGAUGAGCACUGAUGGAACAAACCUGACGCAGUAA
Neoarius graeffei (lesser salmon catfish) is the source of this 607-nucleotide messenger RNA. RefSeq names its product zinc finger protein, FOG family member 2a (gene zfpm2a). NCBI's taxonomy places the organism in Eukaryota, Metazoa, Chordata, Actinopteri, Siluriformes, Ariidae. Gene Ontology annotation, cellular component: nucleus. Gene Ontology annotation, biological process: negative regulation of transcription by RNA polymerase II; positive regulation of transcription by RNA polymerase II; heart development. The transcript has 5 exons. Gene Ontology annotation, molecular function: RNA polymerase II-specific DNA-binding transcription factor binding. Bases 173 to 607 code for a protein of 144 amino acids. The record is from RefSeq and is a predicted model, not a curated record.